AUGGAAUGUAAUAUAUUUACCUUCUUUGAUGGAUAUGAAUCAGCUUCAUUUCAAUGUGAUGAUGAUGAUGAUGAUGAUGAUGAUGAUGAUGAUGAUGAUGAUGAUGAUGAUGAUGAUGAUGAUGAUGAUGAUGAUGAUGAUGAUGAUGAUGAUGAUGAUGAUGAUGAUGAUGAUGAUGAUGAUGAUGAUGAUGAUGAUGAUGAUGAUGAUGAUGAUGAUGAUGAUGAUGAUGAUGAUGAUGAUGAUGAUGAUGAUGAUGAUGAUGAUGAUGAUGAUGAUGAUGAUGAUGAUGAUGAUGAUGAUGAUGAUGAUGAUGAUGAUGAUGAUGAUGAUGAUGAUGAUGAUGAUGAUGAUGAUGAUGAUGAUGAUGAUGAUGAUGAUGAUGAUGAUGAUGAUGAUGAUGAUGAUGAUGAUGAUGAUGAUGAUGAUGAUGAUGAUGAUGAUGAUGAUGAUGAUGAUGAUGAUGAUGAUGAUGAUGAUGAUGAUGAUGAUGAUGAUGAUGAUGAUGAUGAUGAUGAUGAUGAUGAUGAUGAUGAUGAUGAUGAUGAUGAUGAUGAUGAUGAUGAUGAUGAUGAUGAUGAUGAUGAUGAUGAUGAUGAUGAUGAUGAUGAUGAUGAUGAUGAUGAUGAUGAUGAUGAUGAUGAUGAUGAUGAUGAUGAUGAUGAUGAUGAUGAUGAUGAUGAUGAUGAUGAUGAUGAUGAUGAUGAUGAUGAUGAUGAUGAUGAUGAUGAUGAUGAUGAUGAUGAUGAUGAUGAUGAUGAUGAUGAUGAUGAUGAUGAUGAUGAUGAUGAUGAUGAUGAUGAUGAUGAUGAUGAUGAUGAUGAUGAUGAUGAUGAUGAUGAUGAUGAUGAUGAUGAUGAUGAUGAUGAUGAUGAUGAACAUCAUCCUUAUUAUUCUAUUCCAUAUCACAUAGUUAAUUCAUUCUAUUAUUUCAUUGUUUAUCAAAGUUAUUUCAAUAAUUUGUUUAUAAUUAAUCUUUCCCAAUGGAAUACAAAUUAUUUAUGUACUUAUUUCAUUUCGUUCAUAUUUUAUAAGUUUUAA
This is a messenger RNA of Schistosoma margrebowiei, 1041 nucleotides long. Lineage: Eukaryota; Metazoa; Platyhelminthes; Trematoda; Strigeidida; Schistosomatidae. The record is from the annotation of a GenBank genome assembly.